AUGCAUUACAAUCCUCCAACAGAGCGCCAUCAGACGCAGGAUUGCCCACAAAUGCCGAGAUUCGCGCAUUUCCUGUUACUGAUAUUCUUUGAGAUUUAUGCCGUUCAUUGCCAAUCAAUCGAUCAUUUAAUCGAUCUUUCUCCAAAAGAUAUCUCGUUGGUGAAUGGAGAGAACACGGACAUUUCACUCAUUUUCAGAGGAACGAUCCCCCAUGAAACCUUCAAAUUCAUCAUCAAAUCGGAUCACGAUUUUGUAAACACGACGAAUGAGGUUUCUCUUACUGAAUUGGAAGAUGAAGUGAAAUUCGGUGUACAGCCGAAAGCGGUGAUUGCACGGACAAUAGUCGAGGUGAUCAAUUGUACGACAAUCAAUGGGACAGCUUGUGGAUUCAAUUUUACGACAGCUUACACUCGUCUUUCGAUCAUGAAGAGUCAUUUCAUCGACGUGCUCAUUGUUGUCGUCGGCUGGGCGUACUUCUUUGCAUGGAGUAUCUCAUUUUAUCCACAAAUGAUCCUUAACUAUCAAAGAAAAAGUGUUGUCGGGUUGAAUUUCGAUUUCCUUUUCCUGAACAUUAUCGGCUUCUCCGCGUACACGAUCUACAAUUCGAUGCACUAUUGGGACACGACCGUGCAAAAUGAAUAUCUAUCGGCUCACGAAAGAAGUCCUCUUCCCGUUCUACUGAAUGAUGUGAUUUUCGCGCUUCACGCUCUCGCCGCUUGUCUCAUCACCGCUGUGCAAGCGUGUCUUUACGAGCGAGAAAACCAACGUGUCCAUCCGGGUUUCAUCUUCUAUGGCGGUGCUCUCGUUGUUUUGGGUUUCCUCGCUUUAUUCCUUUCACUAAUCAGUGUCAUCACCUAUCUCCAAUUCGUCACCUCACUCUCCUACAUAAAGAUGGCCGUCACAUGCAUGAAAUAUUUCCCACAGGCUGUCUACAAUUACAAGCGAAAGAGCACCGUUGGCUGGUCGAUCGGCAACGUGCUUUUGGAUUUCACGGGUGGACUUCUCGAUGUGAUGCAAAUGGUUCUCCAAGCGUGGAAUGUCGAUGACUGGUCGGCUUUCUAUGGAAAUCCGGUGAAAUUCGGUCUCGGCAUGGUUUCGAUGGUGUUCGACGUGGUGUUCCUUUUGCAACAUUAUGCCUUCUAUCGAAACGCGGAAAUUCUUCCACAAUAUGCGGGAGUCGAUAACCCGCUUCCACAAAGUCUCAAUGAUUCUCUCACCCAAUCGCCACCACAACAAACUGAUGAUCCCUCUCGGAUACGUGCUAAUUCACGGGAAAACAUUAGCAUUUCUAGAGAC
Mesorhabditis belari is the source of this 1296-nucleotide messenger RNA. Lineage: Eukaryota; Metazoa; Nematoda; Chromadorea; Rhabditida; Rhabditidae. The record is from the annotation of a GenBank genome assembly.